AUGGACCGCGAGAUCAGCUCCGAAGGCCCUAGGUCUUCGAACCACAGUCAAACCAGCGAAAAUGACAGCCUCGACGAGGAGACAGUCAGACACCUGGCCCUGUUUGCCCCCGAACACGACACCGAGGAUGAAUGCGACGAACUUUCUCACACCCUUCUUCGCGAGCUGGGGGCGAUGCCCCUGUUCUCCAGCCGAGUGAAGCAAUCGCUGAACGCAUGGACAGAGGACCAAGACCCAGUGCUGCCAGCAUACGGGCUCUUGGGACUACGAACGCGUGCCGUCGAUGGGUCCGACUCGGUGACGACGCAACAAGACCUGCCGAAGGAGGACAAUCUGAUCUACGCCAACAUGCAGCAUCCGUGGUCGGCCUUCAUCUGUGGUCAACAGGGGGCUGGCAAGAGCCAUACCAUGUCGUGCUUACUGGAGAACGCGCUCAUCGGCGACAGCAGCAUGGGACCGAACCCGAUGCCCAUGUCCGGCCUGGUGUUCCACUACGACAAAUUCACCUCAUCCAGCGCAACCCAGAUCUGCGAGGCAGCCUACCUCAGCUCACAGGGCAUCCGGGUCCAAGUGCUCGUGUCCCCCUCGAAUCUGACCGCCAUGACGAACCUCUACCGCAACCUGCCGAACUGGCCGCCGGGGACGCCGAAGCCAGAGGUCAUCCCGUUCCUGUUCAGUGAGACACAGCUCAACGUGGCCAACCUGAAAGCGCUGAUGGGCGUCGACAACGAAGAGAAGAACCCGCCCUUGUACAUGGCCAUCGUGAACAAGGUGCUCAAGCAGCUCUCGCUCGCCGACACCACAGCGGGGGUCAAGUAUCGCGCGAUGAAGCAGGCAGUGACCAACCAAGGGUUGACCCCGUCACAACUGGCCUUUCUCGAAAUGCGCUACAGUUUGAUCGAAUGGUUCUUGCAGGAGACGGCGGCGCCGACGGUCCGAAACCGCGCCGGCAAGAUCAGAUUCCGGCCGCAAACCAUGUUGAUUGUCGACCUGAGUUGUCCCUUUAUCACCGAGUCGGACGCGUGCACGCUCUUCUCCAUCUUUCUGCAAAUCUUUUUGGGGCAGCGCGACAAGAGUCCGCUGAUCAUCGCCCUGGACGAAGCGCACAAGUUCUUGACCGAGACUCCGGCGGCCAAAGCAUUCUCUGAGGACCUAGUGCAGAUCAUCCGCCAACAACGCCACCUGGCGACGCGCGUGGUCAUUGCGACGCAGGAACCCACCAUCUCGCCCAAGCUGCUCGACCUGUGCAAUGUCGCCGUGGUGCACCAAUUCCAGUCGCCGGACUGGUACAAGGUUCUCCAGAAGCACCUGGCGGGGUUGGCUCGGUCGAAGAACGCGAGCGACGGGGCCAGCGGCGGUAACAACGACAAGGACGACGGGGUCUUCAAGACCAUUGUCCGACUGGGCCAGGGAGAGGCCUUGGUGUUUUGCCCCAAAGCGUGCUUUGACCUUGACGAGGGUGUGGAGAGGGUGGAUUUCCGACCUUUGCAGGACGGGUACGCUCGAGUCCAGCUUCGGGGCAGGGUCACGGCGGACGGGGGGAGGAGUAUCCUUGCGUCUGAUGCGAAGGGGAAGAAGACGAGGAAACACAAGGCGUGA
Messenger RNA from Fonsecaea nubica, 1599 nucleotides. RefSeq lists its product as hypothetical. The coding region runs from base 1 to 1599 and encodes 532 amino acids. NCBI's taxonomy places the organism in Eukaryota, Fungi, Ascomycota, Eurotiomycetes, Chaetothyriales, Herpotrichiellaceae. The record is from RefSeq and is a predicted model, not a curated record. The transcript is spliced from 2 exons.